AUGACUGAACCAGUGGGAGGCAAUGAACCUGCAAUGGACAGCCUCGGCGUUGGCGACAUCGCAGUGUUCAGUAUACUCACAGCUAUUGGAUACUUCGUCGGCCUCUACUUCUCCUUCAGUCGCACACGUCGUCAGGCUGCAUCAUGCGACGGAGGCGCCUCAUCAGCCGUUCUCGAGGCCUUCCUGGGCGGCCGUACUCUUCCGGCGGCGGCACUGGCCGUGUCCGUGCUGGCGUCCGUGGCCACUGCCGUCGGCGUAGUGAGUUUCGUGGGCCACUACUACGCCUUUGGCUUUCAUCUCGACUGGGCGCUGGCCGGUAUUCCACUGGCGGCGAUCAUUGUUUCGUUCGUCUUCGUGCCCCUACUCUACGAUCUGCGAGUGGCGUCCGUGUUUCAGUACCUUCGAAUGCGCUUCGACAACAAGGUGGGGAUCACGGCCUGCUUAGUGUACUUCCUGCUAAGUCAAAGCGUUGGCGCUGUUGGAAUCUUCAGCUCAGCUAUUGCAGUGUCAACAAUGUUUCCCAUUCCACUCGUAUACUCUAACAUAGGAAUCGGUCUGGCAGGCACAGUAUACACUGCACUGGGAGGUCUUCGUGGAGUUGUGUGGGCUGACUGCGCUCAAGCUGUCGUCAUGUUCUUUUCGCCCAUUGUCAUCAUUGCAAAAGUCCUCUAUGAUGCGAACACUGUGACUCCGCCACUCCGCCCCAUGAGCGAUGCGAACGUCACAGAAUUUGCGUUCCG
Rhipicephalus sanguineus (brown dog tick) is the source of this 740-nucleotide messenger RNA. RefSeq names its product sodium/iodide cotransporter-like. Gene Ontology annotation, cellular component: membrane. The transcript is spliced from 6 exons. Gene Ontology annotation, biological process: transmembrane transport; sodium ion transport. The record is from RefSeq and is a predicted model, not a curated record. Gene Ontology annotation, molecular function: symporter activity. Lineage: Eukaryota; Metazoa; Arthropoda; Arachnida; Ixodida; Ixodidae. The annotation marks the transcript as partial.